Alternaria viburni is the source of this 279-nucleotide messenger RNA. RefSeq lists its product as uncharacterized. NCBI's taxonomy places the organism in Eukaryota, Fungi, Ascomycota, Dothideomycetes, Pleosporales, Pleosporaceae. The transcript is spliced from 2 exons. Bases 1 to 279 code for a protein of 92 amino acids. The record is from RefSeq and is a predicted model, not a curated record.
AUGGACCGCCUUUGGGAUCUCAUCCGUAGUAGCGCAUCGAAAGAGUUCGCUGCGUCUCUGAUUGGAAUAUGGAUACUGUACUGGCUCGCCGUGGGCGUGUACAGGGUGUAUUUCCACCCUUUGGCAAACAUUCCUGGCCCAAAGCUAGCAGCGUUCACAUUUUGGUACGAGUUCUACUAUGAGAUUUAUCCGCACAAAUUCCAGUACAUGUGGAAGAUCAAGCAGCUACAUGAAGAAUACGGUGAGCCAAGGUUAAUGAUACCUGCCUUACGGCUCUGA